AUGGCGUCGCUUGAGGCAGCGAUGAGGACAGGAGAGAUUUCUCCUCGGUUUGAUAAACUUUUGAAGGAUGUCGUCGGUGAUCUGAACCCAGAAGAACUUAAAUAUGCUGUAUCGUCUAUCAAAACGAAUUUUGAGAAAGGAAAGUUCGCUGGUAAGGGAGACCAGGAUUUAUAUUCAUGCCUGCAUCUUUUUGCAAAUCAAGGUCUGGUGUCGGAGGACAAUUUGACUUUGUUGGAGAAAUUUGUGGUCACCCCACAAACAUCUAAGAAGGAGGGAAUCGAGGCAAAGAUUAGAGGUUUCAAGGCAAUCCGCUUGCAAGAGAUUGAAGAGCCAACGGCAACGACAAGACGGGAGUUAACGGGAAGACGCAGCGACUUAGCCAAUGUUAUGUCGAAGUUAACAACUGGUGGAUCAAGCAUCUUGAACCUGUAUGGAUCAAGUGGUGUCGGAAAAACGAGACUGGCAACUGAAGUUUUGUCUAAGUGGCAAGGAACUAUGAAAUUCAAAGUGGACUUGAGAGAUGUAGAGAGGAUGGAGUACGUCCACUUCCAAGUUUUACAGGCAUUGAUGAUCGGAUCAAAGGAGACAACAACUGUGAGCUAUGAAGCGAAUCCUGUUAUUAUUAAAAUGAGGCAGUUGAGGCAACGGGGACAGGGGGACAUAUUGUUGCUUUUAGAUAAUGUUGAUCAUUUUCCGGGAGGAAACAGCAAGGCUACCGCUAGCCUGAAUGAUGAUUUUGUCACUUUUCUCCAACGACUUAUCGAUGUCAAAACUGGCCAAGUAAAAUAUUCACUGAAGAUUAUAUUAACGUCUAGGAGUGCAUUUCGUCACGGUGUGGAAAAUUACGAAGUGAAAGGUUUGGAAAAGGUCUCUUCGGGGGAGCUCCUUCGAAGGCAAGGGACUCCUGCUAUUCACGGUAGCCAAAGAGAGAGACUAGUCGAGAUAUGCAGAGGGAAGCCGCUCUUGCUCAAUGGCAUGGCAUCAAUCUUAAGACAGGAGAUAGCUGAUGCAGAAAGGCUUCUUGGAACCAUUGAACAGGAGUUAGAGGUGGAGCCGUUUCAAGACACUGAAGAUGAAGCGACUGAGAAGACAGAAACUUUUGAUUUUAAAGAAGAAGGUAUCGAUGUGGAACAGCUGUCAUGUUUGAGGAAAAUGUUCUUUUUCCUUCCGAGUAAAACGCUUAAAGAGUCCGCUGUUUCAGUGUCACUCUUCUGCCGUCCAUUUUCAUUGGAAGUAGCAGCUAAGAUACUUGGAGUAAACGUUUCGGAAGCUGCAAUAAGAAUGGAAGGAAUGCGUAACAGUCAGGUGGUUUCCGUGGUUCCAGAGGCAAACGAACUGUUGUAUGAUUUACAUCCUUUGAUGCGUAAGUUUCUUAAAAGCAUUGGCAAUAGCAAGGCUUUCGUGGAAGCUUACCAGAAAACAAAAGACAACUUUUGCAACCAUUUCCUUUCCCAGUUGAAGACAAUUGCAGCCCUUUUGGACAAGGAGUAUGUAAAGGCUUUUGACACCUUUGAUUUUGACAGACACAACUUUGAACUUGCCCUGGAACUUUCGUUGAAGUCCAGUCAUUUUAUGAUUCCAAUGAAAAAUACUGAAAUCGUCAGAAUUUGUUACCUACUUGAAGCCACGCUUAUUGAUCAAAAGCGAAGAAGGACGAUUUUUCAUGCCUGGGCUGAAAAGGUCGAGGAAGAUGGAAAACAAGGUGAGGAUUGUCUUCUAUUUGGAAAUCCAUCCAGUUAAUGUAGGUAGUUGUUAACGUUCCAGCGAUUAAAAUAAUAAGACACAGUUUUUCCGUUUUAAAUUAAAUGAUUUGUAUCGCUAAAUGACAGAACCAAAUUAAUCCCAGCAAGGAACUUAAUUUUAAGUGUUCGUGAAAAACGAUAAUUUGCUCUUCCUGAGUCAUAACUAAUCCCCGUCGAUUGGGGAUUUUUGAACCGGCACUAGAUUGCUUCAUAGCGGAGCUCUCCUCGCGCGCAGCGGAGCACCAUUUAGUGGUAAGAAAAUUUGGUUAUCUAUGUAUCUGAGAAAAUCGUCCGUCCUUGCGUACGUACCUUAUUACCUGAAAUUUUCGCGACACGUUAAUGUGGCGAACAUAACAUGACACGAAAAUUAAGUGACUCACAUUAUGUCAAAAAUCAAGAAAGAACGAGUUUAUCACCACUGAAACGUUUACAAAAUCACACUUUUUUUUUACUGUUCUGAGCAAUGUCUUGGUCAUCCUCAUCGCUACUGCUUUCUAUCUCCCUCCAGGUAACAUUUCUUUUGUACAGUCUCCAAACUGUCAGGGGCACCCAACGAGAAUGUAGUUCAAAACCACUUAAACAUAGCAUUGUAAACGUAUUUUAGUAUUUAAACGGUAGAUGUAGGCAUAUUUUUAUCCCCUAAAAAUUUUUCAUCUGUUCGGAUUUCCUAGCUGAAAGUCUCGAGAUCCGAAAAUCACAGGGAUCAAAACUUACCUUUUCGAAAAUUUCAGCCAGAAAAAGGCUCCCGAAAAUUCUAGGUGAGCUUUUUAGGCUAAAAAUCCGUUAAAAAUGGGCAAUUACACCAAUUUUUAGAUGUUCGAAAAUCCUAGGAGAGGUAGGCAAACAAGAAAUUUUACAAAAAAUGUUCCGAAAAUUCUAGAUCUCAAAUCGUCUUCCGAACAGAUAUUUUCCGAAAAUUGACGUUGGGUGCCCCUGAACUGUCCAUUUAACUCGCUCCCUGUAAUGCUGUUCUAGUAGCUGCUUAUCUCUUAGUGGCUUCCAUGUUCUUUGAAGAUGUUUCCAUUCUUACUGUCACCUCUACUGGAUUCCCAAACCUCCUCAGCGCGAAGUAUGCGCACAUCAAAAUCGCGAAAUAAACAGGUCGACAAAAUGUCAUGUAAUAAGGUAUGACGUAUGUACGUUCAUCCCUUCAUGUUAGCGGAUGUAAAAUGGCACACUUACUAUAAUAGUUAGAAGUCCAAGGCACACUUUUUGUGUUUAAACUUUUUAUAUAAAAUGACGACAGCCAAAUCCUGCUGUUUUAUCCAAGACGAAAAUAUAGACAUAAAUAACAAAACAGCAAAGAGAAAAGCGGCUUGAAACUUCAAGUCGCUUUUCUCUUUGUUGUUUUGCUAUUUGUGUCUAUAUUUUUGUGUUUAAAUCCACGUUAUGGUCAGUUGAUACCUGUCAAAAAAGAUAUCCGCUAACCAGUGUCAUAUGACUGUAUCGCGGGCUCAGGUAUACAACAAAUUGAGGUGACGUGUUUUUUAAAGUUAUCAGCUGACCAGGUUUUGGUUUCAAUUGAUCGUGGGCUCAGGUCCAUUUUUAAAGGUGGAAUUCAGUUUGCUUUCUGCUUACAGCAAAAGUUGAGUUACUUUAGAAAGACAUUCAUCAAAAGAUCCCUCCUGAGCUUCGCUUUUGUUCUUGGCUUAAUCUAUAUAUUACAUUAGAACACUGCAUGCUGCAUGUUAGCUCUAGCUGCAGCUGUGGCGACGUAAUACAUGCCUAACAGGUUUAUUGUAGAGUUAAGUUCAUUUAUUUUGUUCUCAGGACUCCACAGUUACCAGAUGGACACGUUGUUACUUUUAUCUUGUUUCUUUUUCUCGAUAGGCUCUAUGUUUCGAGCAGAAAUGCGCUGCUGGGAAGCUUUGCAGGUACUCAAUCUUGAAGGAUGGCAUAAGGCUGCGAAAGUUGUUCAAGAGGCCAGGGAGUUGCUGAAGAGGGUCCAGAGAGAGAGCAAAGAGACUGAGCUCUUCAAGCUCGCGAAAAGCUCUUGUCUUUUUGUUGAAGGGGAAGUCUUCAACCGAGCAGGGAAUUGUCCAAAAGCACUUAAACGUUUGAGUAGUUCCUUAGAAAUAAUAGAAAACCUAUUAAGAAAUCACACAAGCACUUGCAGAUGUUUGAAUGCCAUUGGAAAUUGCUACAGCAAUCUCGGGAAACCAGAGGAAGCGAUUAAGUUUUACACAAGAGCAUACGAAAUGCGUCAAGAUCUUUCAGGUUCAAAGGAGCACUUUGACUUGCCUCUUUUCAGAAGUCAAAUUGGAACAGCUUAUGAAAGCAUGGCCAUUCAAGAGUACAAAAAACACAGAAUGACACCUGUUGCCAAGGAGAAUUUCCGCAAAGCUAUAGAAUACUAUCAAGAGGCUUUAGAUCUAGCCAAGGAACUCAAUCUCAAAGGUAUUUUAUACACAGCACUUUUUAACAGAAACAUUGCUAACGCUCGCUCAUGGCUUAUGGAGUUUGAGGAGGCAAAAACAUUUGCUUAUAACGGGUAUCAGAUUCGGAAAGACAUUCUUGGCAAACAUCCAUUGACUGCGCGUAGCACUUUUCAAAUGGCAGAAAAUUCCCGAAGUCUUGAGGAUUAUGAUGAAGCUGAAAAAUACUACGAAGAAGCAUGGGAGAUUGAGAAAUCACUAGGGCAAGGGAACCACAGUGAAGUACGGGACAGAAUCAUUAAAAGUUAUGAGGGGAUGCUUCCCAAAGGGAGAAAGAGGGCAUUUCAGAAAGAAGUCUUGGAGUUUUAUCAAAGAUUAUGGGACGAGGAGAAAAGUUUUGAAGGGUUUCCGUUCUCUCAGGCCAAUAUGCACAUCAUCGAUGCUAUAAACGAACGGCUUGGGGAAGAGGUUGAUUUCAAGACAAGGAAGAAAUAUCAAAAUGAAGCUCUUUGGUUUUACGAAGGAGCAUGGAAUUCCCCGGACACCAAGAGCUUGCCUUACGAGCAGAGAGAACACAUCUUACAAACUUUGUUAAGGUUGUGCAAGCAGGCUAAAAAUGAGGCACUGUUUAACAAAUAUCUAGAGGAUUCCUUUAGAUUCUACGACGAAAUGUGGAAAAAGAACAGUUCAGAGAUGGAACAAUGGGAAAGAACUGAGCUGCUCACCACACUACAGAAUUUGACCACAUCACUUGCAAUUGCAUAUACGAGGAAGGCAGACAUGUACAAAAGUCUUGAGCAGGUAAGACAGACAUGCUUAAGUUCAAGCAGAAAACAGUCACUUCUGUUUUUUAGCUCACAGCUGUCUCUUUAAAGAGCUCGUUCACGGAACUUUGAGUUGUCUUUCAACGUACAAGCAUAUCUUAAAAUUGAAGAACACUUGAAAAUAUUAGUUCCGUUGGUAACAUAGACGUACUAAAUUUAAUAGUUUAAGAUAGAGGAUUAACAUGGAUUACAAACAACAGUAAAUAACACACUUGAAAAAUCAAGGCUCAAUCAAUUUUUAAGGUACAGAACGAUGACGUUGUUUUAAAGGCUUUAAGACGACAUUUUAAAGAAAUAAAAGCCAUGUACUAAAUUGAGAAUAUUCUAAAGACCCUCUAAAGAAACUUAUUUUGCCUUUCAUUUAGAAAUUCAAGACGGGAACAUUUCCGUUCGGGGCAUCAGGUAUUAUAUCAUUUAUUAUUAUCAUCAUUGUAAGUUUAUUUAAGUUGUUUUGCUGAAGUAAAAAAGCUGUAUUCAAACACGUGGCACAAACAACACUUGGAGGCAUGGGCGCUUUGGUUAACCAGGCCCAUGAUAUACUUUAUUAACUCACAUAAAUCCUCCCUUGUUACAGAAAUUUCAAUAUUUACGACGGGACAACUAUUGGAAAAAAUAUGGACCGUGUACCCUGAACCUAUCCCAUCGCCUCGGGUUGUAAGGCCAAACUAAUGAAAAAUAGCCGUUAUAACAUGCAUAGAAUGCAGAAUUAAAGCAGCUAAGAAGCAUAGUUACUAGUCCAGCUGGAAACGAAAUUCAGACUGAUAGAACAACUGAAACUAAGUUUCACGAAACAAUUUGACGUGGCGAGGCUGACCUUAGAAGACACAAUUAACAAGACGGUUACUAAAUCAAAGCCCCGGACUGCGACCCCUCCCACGCAACAAUGGAACUCGUGCUGGCAAAAUAUUGAUUUAUCCCAAUUCUGGUGAACACACAUUACAUUUGUAAUCUACCCAUCAUUAUAAUCAUCAUUUCAUUAUUUCAUUGUUGUUUUUUUAAGAAGAAGACGCUGCCUUUGCUUUACGAUGAAAGGAAACCUUUAUUUUACCUGCUAAACUGUUUCAAAUGCAUUUUGUUAGAGCGUGCAUAAAAAAAGAAAAACUAAAUUCUGGCCAUGUUGACCGAUUCAAAUUUUUCAAUGAAGGAUUUUAUAGCAAAGAAUAAAUAACUAAACAACAAAAUCUAUCGUCAAUCUGUGUUUUUAUUGUAUUCAGGAUUUGCUUCUUUCUAAUUUUCACACGGCUCCUUAAUUGCUAACAACACUACAGGAAGAUCUUUUACCAAAAACCCUUUUAAUGAAAAUUGUUUUGGAUUUUAAAUAGUUAUUUCACCUUCACUUUUAAUUUCAACAGAACAGUGUCCUGACGAUGAUGACAACAACGAAAGAAGUGACGAUGAUGAUGACGAUGAUGAUUCCGAUGAUUUUAGCGAUGAUGACAGUCAUAGCGGUCAAGAUGGUGGUGAUGAUGCGAGUGAUGCCAGCGGUAAAAAUGAAACCAGUGACAGUAUCGGCAGCGCUGAGGGAGAUGAGAUCACAAAAGAACAAGAAUUGCCACAGAAAAUCAAUAAACGUAGCCAGCAGGGACAAGUAGUAGGCUUGGAAGGAGAGAGGAAAAGGCAGAAGUAAGUAACUAGUUUAUUACUAUAACUGGGACUAAUCGUGAGAUAAAUUAUGAUUCUCAUGAGUAAUCAUAAGAUAAAUUAUUCAAGAUGGCGCAAAAAAUGCAGACGCCCGACGAAAUGAGUACCACAAAGGUCACCCCUCGAGUACUACAGGAAUCCCAAGAUUACGUGUUUCGUUCUCCUAACGUCGAACGCAAUCACUUGUAAGAGCUCUCUCUUAAGGAGCAGUGAUAACAGUAGCUAUUGCUUUCAGUUCUUUGUUCUCUUACUUGGUUCAAGAGUAUUCUACUGACUCUUGGGUGCUCCCCUUUGGGGCAAGGUUAGUAAUUGUGAGAUCACUUUCCUAAAGGCAGUAUUGAGUGGAUUCGUUCCAACCCGUUGUUAUAAUGUGGUAUUAGGUAGUAUGUUUGCUCAACUGUGCUUCUUAUUUGUGACCUAAGUACAACAUUUAUGUUAUCUGCCCAGGAAAGAGAUUGCUUGAUAGCUUAUUUGCUAUCAUUUGAUUUGCUCUCACAAAGGUCUAGCGCCUUCGAAACGGCAGCGUUUAAAUUUCCUUAAAGCGACAAAUUAAGUUUAUCAACUAGUUGAUAAAACAAAAUUUUUGUCCAUAUAAUAAAUAUGUCGAGUGCUUUCAGACAUCUUAGGUGCUUAAUCCUUGUGUCGACCUCACUUACAAACUUUUAAGUUUGCUACUAUUAUAGUAGCAAGGUGUCGCUUGUUGCCGCCUUUGUUGAAGGUAUUGCAAAGUACAUGAAACAUUUAGCAUUCUUAAAAGCUAUAGAAGCCGAAUAUCUUGCUCAGCUGGUAAAAUACCACCACCGCAUUUUUUUUUAAACCAACCCCUUUAUUCAUUAUAUAUGAGAACUUUAAGAAUACCACUUGAAUAUUUUUCUUUUGUGUUAUAACAGCCCGUCAGAUGACAGUCUUCCUUCUACGUCUGAAUUCCAAGUCCCUUUGGUGAAAAAUGAAGGCCUUGUUGCAGUCGAAUUUCCCCAAAAUUUAAAAUCCACAGGAGGGAAUCUUUCGCUGUAUUCGGUAAGCCGAGCGUAAUGUUUGGAGUUUGGGCAUUUAUUUGAUUACUGUUUUCGCCCUUUGAGUGAAAAGCACAUUAAUUUCGUUAUGCUAAAUCGCUGCAAUAAUUCAGAGUUCAUAGGAAAGUGAUCAGUUGUUUCUUGAAAUUUCAGAACUGUAUUGGACUUCACAAACUUUUUAGUGCUUUUGAAGUUUUUCUGUUAUCACGGUAAACCAUCAGAAAACUGACAAACUGAAGUUUAUUUCCGUAUAAUUCGUCAGGGUUUUUUUCAGGAAAUGGCUGCCGAUUAGAUUUUUAAAAAAAAAAUUCAGUUACAGCUAAAGUGAUUAUACGACAGUGGUUUAGCAUAGAUUAUCUGAACGUCUGUCAGAUCAUAGACCAUUUUAGCAUAGGAUUAGCGUAUGCUUAUUAGUAUCCAAGUGUACCUGGUUAGUAGAGUAUGGUUGUUGUUAAUUAGAUGGGUUUCUCAAUUUACACAGAAUAAAUAAUUAAAAGGGUAAAAGUUAUAAAAGCCUGAGUAUCAGUAAUUGGGUAACGAUGCCAUGCGUGGGCGGGUCUGACAGAGUAGGCCCCCUGUAAUAGAUGGGAGCCAUUCUGUAGGUGCGAAGCAAGCACUAUUAUUUUCUACAUCAUUCUAUCUAAUCAACGAUAAGUACCCUUAGAAUUCACGUGUGCUCUCUCUGUGGUGCAGGCUAUUCCCACAAUAAUUCAGCAAGUGGCUUUCUAUGGAGCAAAAAUAACUCCGACGGACGUAUUUGAACUUCAAAUUUCAUUUCGCCCAAGCAAAUUUUGGUUUUAUAACAUUAAUUUUAACUGCGCCAUUGUGUUUGUUAAUAGUUGGCCAGUGCUGAUACAGUAUUCCCUUUUCUGUUUUAGGAUAACGCAGAUGGCGGAGCUUCAAAUUCUCUACAGGCAAGGAGACCUUUGAGGGUAACUUCUGUGGGAGACGAAUGGGGUUCAUCAAAAGGUGGACUUUCUACGCUGAACAGAGAAUUAGCAAAACACCUGGCACGCCAGCCUGAAGUAGAAGUAACCUGUCUCCUGCUUAAUUACAGUGAAAAGGAGGAGCACGAAGCUGGUGAAUUUAAUGUGCGUCUUGCCAAAGCACGGGCGAUGCCCGUGUCGGAUCCCAUUAUGCGGCUGUGCUUUCCCUCAGAUGAUCUAGAUAUUGACGUCGUCAUAGGCCAUGGUCAGAAGCUUGGAGCACCAGCUCAGGUCAUAGCUAAAAGGCACAAGUGCAAACGAGUUCAUAUAGUACACACUGCCAGUGAAGAGCUUGCAAUGUUUAAGGAAGGCGAAACAGCGCUACCUGAAGGCGAGGAAAAGCACCGAACUGAAAUAGAUUUGUGUAAGGAAGCUGAUGUCAUCGUGACCAUUGGACCAAAGCUGAAGGAAGCUAUCUCAGCCUACCUGCGGCCGCACGGCAGAGAUGAACACGUGAUAAAUAUCACACCUGGAAUUUUCUCUGAGUUCGCGCAGUUGGUGCAAGCCAGACAGGAGAGGGAAAAGUUCCACAUCUUGGUGUUUGGUCGCGGCAACUUGGAAGACGCUGAACUAAAAGGAUACGAUAUAGCUGCUCAAGCUGUAGCAAGCUUAAAAGACGAAAACUACCUUCUUCACUUUGUCGGGGCACCAAAAGGUAAAGAAGAAGAAGUUAAAAACAGGUUGCUGAAGUGUGGCAUUCCUCGCACACAGUUAACUGUUCGAAAAUUUGCUGAGAAUCGCGACGAAAUAAAAGAUCUCUUGCUCACAGUGGAUCUCGCCAUUAUGCCUUCACGAACGGAAGGUUUUGGCCUCACCGCUCUCGAAGCACUUUCAGCUGGCCUUCCUAUUUUGGUGGGUAACAAUUCGGGAUUCGGAAAAGCUAUUCGCGAUGUAAAAUUCGGAUCUUCAUGUGUGGUUUGUUCCGAUGAUCCUGAAAAGUGGGCUGAAGCCAUUAAACGUGUUAGACAGACAACAAGGAAACUCAGGCUAGAGGAAGCUUGCUCUCUCCGAGAGGCCUAUGACGAAAAGUAUAAAUGGGAGACACAAUGUGAAAUGCUUGUACAAAAACUGCGACAUAUUUUAGAGUAA
This is a messenger RNA of Porites evermanni, 9670 nucleotides long. The record is from the annotation of a GenBank genome assembly. Lineage: Eukaryota; Metazoa; Cnidaria; Anthozoa; Scleractinia; Poritidae.